CAGCGGCAAUCCAUCGCCCGAUUUGUGCGUCAAGCGCAAACCCAUUCUGACUACCGUAUUGACACUCAGUGCUAAAAUGCAGUCUACGAACGCAAAUUCUCCUUCUCCCACUGUCGAAUAGCACAAACGUACGAUUCCGUCCCUAAACUGUGAGAACCAUGGUACUCGUCAAGGUUACCAUUAUUGGCAUACCAAGGUGAAAAUUUAGUGCUCACUCAACCUGCCGAAGAGUUUGAUCUUGCUUCUCAUCUUCUCGAACUCUCCUGAUCGCACGAGACAUCGCCACCAUCCUCGAUCUUGUCUGGAAUACACGAACAAUGUCGACGACACAUUCAUGGGCAGACAGCCCAUGGCGCAAUCCCGCAAUCGUUUUCGACCAGCUGCCAGAAUCGCUGAUCCUCGAAGACCUAGAACGAUCAUGGGACUUCCAGAGAGAGGCCCACUUCCGCUGGUUGCAGAAAGUAAUCUGGACCACGAAUGACUCCUAUCGAGUUGUCCUUCGUGACGUUGAAGGCAUAGUAGGCGGCGACAUAGCCAAACAACUGUGUAAUAAACCUACAACAUUCUAUUGGCUUCAGUCUGCGCAAACAGGUGCUCCUGAUGCCCCUGAGAAGUUGUGCAUGUCUGGUGGUGUUUUUGCAGCUAUAUAUGAAGAGUGGCAUCGAAGCUCUGUUCACCCGAAUAUCGAAUUUGGCCAUUUCUUUGCAGCGCCUGUUCGAGUUGCAGGGACAGGUCCAACAAGCCUACCAGAGAUCUUGAAGGCACAUUCAUCACUCUGUGCCCAGGCACAGCACAUCUCAAUGGAUAUGGAUAACUAUUUGGUGCAUCCUCUUCUCUCAGCUGUUAUCCUGGUAUGCGAUCGGGUUGAAAAAGUUGGAUGUGGACCAGAUGGCUUCGUCAGUCUUCGCGAAGUAGCGAGUACGCAGACUGUGCUGGCCAUUGCUACCGGCACAAAUCCAACCAGCACCGGUGUCCAAGUUACUCUGGAUCGUCUCAAACCAUUCGCUCUGCCCAUCGACAGAUCCGAUACCACGGGCCUUGAUGUCCUUCGAGUACCCCUAGAUGUCGCUAUCAAUUUUGUCACCGAGUUGGAGAGUAAGAUCGACGAACAGAAGGAACCCAGCGGUCGAACUCUAGACACGAGUCUCUGUCUUCAUGACGUACCAGACGGGUACAAUCGUGACAUCAGGUAUGAUAGAAGCAUAUGGGCUCAAACGAUGCGAGCAGAGGCAAUGAAGAUUGGGUUCAAAAAGCUGUGGGAUACAAAAUUCGCUGCCGUACGCGUUCACGCACACCUUUCUGGACAAACUUCAGACUGCGAACUGGAACACGUGCCCUUUAGUCAGAGGUGGAAACCCUGAACGCACAUGCGUUCUUGGUUAAAAUUGGUUCGGUGGCCGUGGCGGAACAGCUGUGAAGUUCUGAACUGUAAGAACAUCUACUGCAUCUAUGAUGGGAGUAGCCAAAAAUCGUGUUCCACCUUUUCAUGACUUCGUUGCUUUGCAGGGGUAAGUUGUCAAUGUUGGCUUUCGAAAGCUGCAUGUGUUAUGCUACAAACUAAUUAGGAAAGAGAGUAGCAGGCAAGUAUAGAGCACUGGCAAUCAACAUUAGGAGCCAGGAUGGGUAGGAUACCUCGUUAGUCAGCGUCCUGCACACAGCUUUGCAUCGAGGUUCUGUGUAGCCAACACUAGAUAUUUACCUAACACAUCGGCCGACUCAGUAAUACCCAGUUCCAUGUACUGUUGUGUCAAAGUGCGCCAAUAAUAGAGUACAGAUCGCUUCCAAC
Boeremia exigua is the source of this 1786-nucleotide messenger RNA. RefSeq lists its product as uncharacterized. The coding region runs from base 318 to 1361 and encodes 347 amino acids. The record is from RefSeq and is a predicted model, not a curated record. The transcript has a single exon. Lineage: Eukaryota; Fungi; Ascomycota; Dothideomycetes; Pleosporales; Didymellaceae.